AUGAGGAGAUCUUGAUUGCUAAUACAAUCAGUAAAUAUCUGUUGGGGGUCCCGGGUUGAUCGGCCCUUCUACCAGCAGUGCGCUGGUGGUGACUGAGCUCUUUUGCCCCAGUAGCCUACAAUAUCAUUGAUGUGCGCUCAUUGUAAUGCUAGUAUAGAAUACCCAUUUGUCAUUAUAGACUGCAAGUAUGUAGUCUCCGUUUGUUCUUGUUUAGAAAAAGGGUCCUGAUUAGCAAUAAAUUAAUUAUUAUAGCACCACACCAGCAACCCAGGUACCAUCCCUUCUUCUCGUCUUCAGCAUGACACCAUCGUAGCCGCAAAAGGAUUGAUUAGAUUCGCAACUCCCCCCGAGAUAUAGACUUCGCGUCAACUUUUUUCCCACCGCCAAUCGCGGCAGUUGCAGAUCUUCAGAGACUAUCCAUGGAUGUAUGCUUGGAUCCUGGGACCCCACAGCGGACUGUACUCUGAUCAAGGAUGCUACAACAACAACCUGGCCUCUAAGGAAGAAGACAGAAACGGAUCAUAAACAUCCAUUAACAUCCUCGAGCGCAAAUGAGUCCUCGAGAACCUAGUCCACAGGGCCUCAACGCGAACGUCGAUGUUGCCAUAAACAAUAAGACUGCUGAUAAUGACACCCCAAAGCCUACCACCGUUGAUGAAAUCAGCUCCCCGGAUCGUCCAUUUGAUAAUGUGCUGAAUCUCAGAGAUGUGGGUGUUCAUAUCAAUCGAUUGUGUGGAACACGGGUGGUGAGAGAAGGUGUUUUAUUCAGAAGUGCACGGCCCGACAAUGCUUCGAAAUCAGAUCGACAUCGCUUUGCAGAGGAGCUACGUCUGGCUUCUAUUAUAGAUCUCAGGUCAACAACUGAGCAUAAUAUUGCAGCCAACAGACAGCUCGCUACUCAGCUUAGCAAUGGUAAUGCUGAAUCACCUCCAGCUUCCCAACCACAGUCAAUAGCGAAUGAUGAGCACCUCGUACAGCUACCCGGUGUGCGCCGGAUUAUGAUCAGUCUAGCGGGAUGGAACUUUGAAAAGUUAUUGCUGUGGAGAUUAAGCUGGUUUAAUAUACUAAAAGCCAUCACCCUCCUCGCAUCCGGCUACCGCAACGCGGCCACCAAGCUUGUCGUCGAACAGGCGAUGGUGCCCCGUGGCCUCAACGGCCUGGCCCACGACACCCUAACAGCCAGUCAGGAAGAGAUCAAAGAGUUAUUCGGACACCUGGGUGAUCCUGCUGUCUAUCCAACACUCAUUCAUUGCACGCAGGGCAAGGACCGGACUGGACUAGUUAUCAUUCUACUCUUGUUAUUGGCCGGGUCUCCUGGCAGUGAUGAGGGUGUGCCGAGUGAGACGAAAGAGGAGCAGGAGGAGGAGCCGGGUGGUAAUAUUAAUGCAGGAGGGGUAUUGAGGGAUGGGGACACAGAUGUAGUACGCGGAGCUCCAAUCGGGCCGUUAGCGACCUGCAAAAUACCCCUCUCUGCAAUAACGUGCGACUACCGAGUGUCGGAGGACGAGCUGAUUCCGGAACUGGAGGAGCGGUUGGCGGAGAUGCAGGCCAUGGGCCUGCCGGCGGAAUACGCGAAGUGUCCCACUGGAUUUACGGAGGAGGUCGUGCGGUUCUUGGAGGAAGGGUAUGGUGGGGUCCGAGGGUAUUUGAAAGCUAUUGGGGUGGAGGAUGGGGAUGUUGAGACGGUUAGGGGGUUGCUUGUGGCGUGAUGGUAUAUGACGGAUAUAGGGUAUAGAUAUUGGUUGCUUAUGUGUCGUCCCUUACUAGGCUCCUACUCCGUAUGACUUUUCUCCUUUCGCUCCUUCCACCCUCUCAAAAUCAUCUCAACAAGAAGUAUUUGCAGAAGAGGCGUCCGAGACAAGAAGCUUCUUGCCUUUUAAUAGUGUUGAAAGUGAAUUGAGUCCGCAAUUCUGCGAAAAGAGGACAUUAUACAAGUUAUUAGCGAGAAUAAUAUCUUCCCAUAGGACAGGGCAUUUUACAGCAGUUUAACUAUGUAAAUCAAAAAUUAAGAAAUAGACAGAAAGAGUGAUUCACGGAAUUGCUGGUAUUGUACAGGUAGGGUAACAUUAAGGACAAAAAUAAGGGGGGGGAAAAAUCGU
Molecule: messenger RNA, 2099 nt
Organism: Blastomyces gilchristii SLH14081
Lineage: Eukaryota; Fungi; Ascomycota; Eurotiomycetes; Onygenales; Ajellomycetaceae
Product: tyrosine/serine protein phosphatase
Exons: 6
Coding region: 552-1709 (385 amino acids)
Biological process (GO): dephosphorylation
Molecular function (GO): phosphoprotein phosphatase activity
Source: RefSeq, a predicted model, not a curated record